UGCUGCACCGCCCGCCGCCUCCGCCGCUGGAGAGCCGACCAUCGGCCCAUGGUCCAUAUUUGGAUGCAACAGCAUCUGCAUCUGCAUCUGCAUCUGCAUCAGCAUCACUUAAGGACAACUUCGACAUCGCCACCAGAUCCGAGUGUCUGCGUCGGUCUCCAGACACUCUGCAGACGCGAGACAUGCACUUGUCUUCGGCUGGCUGGGUCAGCCUCAGUCCCAUUCCCCAUCUCCAUCAUCCAUCCUCCGGCGAAGACAUUCAUUGUCAAUUUUGACAAUCAACAAGACGCGGCUGCCAUCAGCAGCAUACACAUACAGGCGAGAAAUAGAUAUGCUGCAGUCGAGAAUAUCAGCGUCCCCAGCCGCCGUCCCUGCGACGGAACGUCUGGCUUUCGGGGUCUCGGUCUCGGUCUCGGUCUUGGAAUCGGCCACAGUCUGCAUCCGCGUCUGCUUGGAUCUGGAUCUGGCUGGAAGGGGCUGGGCCCAAAACACCAACAGAAGCCAAACGACGGCACGCGAAAGUCUUAA
Molecule: messenger RNA, 528 nt
Organism: Drosophila teissieri
Lineage: Eukaryota; Metazoa; Arthropoda; Insecta; Diptera; Drosophilidae
Exons: 2
Coding region: 49-528 (159 amino acids)
Source: RefSeq, a predicted model, not a curated record